AUGGCCACCUAUCUGGACCGCCUCAAGGCCGGCUACCAUCGCUUCGUGGACAUCCGCAAAACGGAUGACCUAUUCGGCCACAACAUCUGGACCCACGGAAACACCGCCGGGAUCGGGCUGCACGACCCGUCUCAACGCCUCAAGCGGUUCGCGUUCCGGUGCCUUACCUGCGUGUUCGCCCUGCAGCAGUACAUUCUGGUUCGCGAUGUGGUUCGGGCCAUACGAGCCGGUGACGACGAUCUAGCGAUCCGAAUCGGGAUGUUUGUGAUCUACAGUGCCCUGUCGCUGCUGCAGAUGAUCAGCUUGGACGGGAAUUACGGCUUGUUUCUGCAGGUCAGGGAGUACUUCAACUCUCGACUGCGUCGACAUUGUGGAGGUUCGCAAGCAGAAGCAAUUAGGGCGGACCUGUAUCGGCAGUCUUGGCGGAACAUUCUGGUGGCGGAGAUUCCGGUUGUGGCGAUGUCCCUGGCUUGGGCGAUCUGGGCUCGUGAGGAGUACUUUCAUUUGGUGCUGGAAGUUGGAGAGGACUACCAGUGGGUCGUUGACUUUGUUGAUCUGUUUUACGGGCUGCCGCUGGUGUUCUGGAACAAUUCCAUGUGGAUCAUAUCGUUGACCAUGCUGUCGUUGCUUCAGAACGCAGUCCACGAGUUGACGGUGAUUGCACGAUCCUUUGCAGCAUCAUUCGACCAAGCAAUGGUUGAAUCUGACGAGGGUCAACUACCCGACCACUUCUGGAGAUCCUUCGAUGCCAGCUUCAAAGCAUCCCUCGCCGAAUACGAGCAGUUCCUGGAGAUGAUCGCAACCCUGCGUGCGCUAAUGUCAACCUUCUUUCUGCUCAAAGUGCUCACCGUUGAAAGCCUGCUCGCGGUCACCUGCUUCAUGACCUUCAAGGUGACCUUCCAGCUGAUCACGGCCUUUUCCUACGCGAUCGUGUUUACCGUGGAGUGUUACAUCUUUUGCAACCUGGUGGAGCAGCUGAACGACCAGCGGGAAGCGAUCGUCGAGUGUUGCCAGCACUGGCGGUGGCCGUUCCCGGCGGAGAAGGCGACCCGACUGCGUCACGUACGGGCCAUGGUGCUGAUCACGGAAGCCCACUGUCAGCAGUCGUUUCGCUUUCGUUGCGGCCAAAUGUUGGACGUGUCGAUGGAGAUGUUCCGCAUGGUGCUGGACACUUGCUACACGCUGAUUACGUUCCUGCAGGCCACCAAGCCAGCGCAGUAG
Culex pipiens pallens (northern house mosquito) is the source of this 1221-nucleotide messenger RNA. RefSeq lists its product as uncharacterized. The record is from RefSeq and is a predicted model, not a curated record. Gene Ontology annotation, biological process: sensory perception of smell. Gene Ontology annotation, cellular component: membrane. Bases 1 to 1221 code for a protein of 406 amino acids. Lineage: Eukaryota; Metazoa; Arthropoda; Insecta; Diptera; Culicidae. The transcript has a single exon. Gene Ontology annotation, molecular function: olfactory receptor activity; odorant binding.